AUGGCUGAGUACAAGCUAGAGGUGACAACAGGCGAAAUGCCAUAUGCAGGAACAUGGGAUCAUGUAUUUAUCACCUUAUUUGGAAAUGAAGGACAGAGUGAGCGAAUUGAGUUGGACAACUAUGGCCCUGACUUCACAAAAGCAGCAGUAAGAACCUACAUCAUAAAAACCUGUUCAUCCCUGGGGAAACUUCUGCUGGUCAAGGUGGAGAAAGAUCCCUAUUUGGUUCUCUCAGAGGAUGCAUGGUACUGCUCCAAAAUAGUGAUGACGACUCCAGAGGAAGAUGUCAUUCUCUUCCCCUGUUACAGAUGGAUCUCCAGGGGAGAACUGGUGGAGCUGAGAGGAGGGAGAGCCAUGAAGGUUUUUGAGGAGGACCAUCCCCUGUUGACUGACCACCGGAAAAGAGAGUUAACACUUAAAAAGAACUUGUACCAAUGGAAGAUCAUGGCUGAAGGACUACCCCACAUCAACAGUUUCAAUAAUGAGUCUGAGCUCCCAGAUGAAAUCCGCUACUCUGACUCCAAAUCAAACGAAACACUUAAUACGGAAAUGAUAAUUGGUGUUGAACUCAAGCUUAAGGGUCUGUACGGCUCAGUGGAAAAAUGGAAAAGCAUUGAAGACAUGAAACAAAUCUUCUGGUACAAAAAGACAACAAUUUCAGAGUAUGUUACAGAGCACUGGAUGGAAGACGACUUUUAUGGAUACCAGUUUCUGAACGGAAUCAACCCCAAUGUGAUCAAGAAAUGCUCAGAGCUUCCCCCAAACUUUCUAGUCACAGAGGAGAUGGUGAGGCCGUUUCUGGAAGAGGAUAGCUCUCUGGAGGAAGAAAUGGAGGACGGCAAGAUAUUCCUCUAUGACCAAAAGAAGAUGGAUGGAAUACCUGCUAGAGACUACAAUGGUGAACCUCUGGAUGUGACCGCUGGUCUCUGUCUGUUCUACUUGAACCCAGAAGACAAACUGAUGCCAAUUGCAAUACAGCUGCAUCAACAGCCCUCUGAGGAUAAUCCCAUCUUUCUGCCCAGUGACCCAGAGACGGACUGGCUGCUAGCCAAGAUGUUUAUCAAAAAUGCAGAUUUCAUAGAUCAUGAAGCGGUCCAUCACCUCAUGAGCACUCACUUUCUGGCAGAGGUCUAUACUAUGGCCACUCUUCGCUGCUUCCCUGUGAUUCAUCCCCUCUACAAGCUGUUGAUCCCACACUUCCGGUACACUAUCUACAUAAACACUGGAGGCCGUGAAUCUCUUUUUGGAAAGAAUGGGGUUCUAAGAAUAAGUUCACUUGGAUAUGAUGGGAUGAUUGAGCUCAUGAGAAGGGCUCUCUCUGAAAUGACCUACAGCUCCCUCUGUCUGCCAGAGAACAUCACUGCACGAGGACUGGAGUCAAUCCCCAACUUCUACUACAGAGAUGACGGACUGAAGUUGUGGAACAUCAUCAACAGCUUUGUGACGGCAAUAGUGGAGUACUAUUAUCCCUCAGACAGUGAUGUCCAAAAGGACACUGAGCUGCAAGAAUGGAUCAAUGAGAUAUUCACCCAUGCCUUCUUGAGAAACACAGCCUCUGGGUUUCCAGGAUGCUUUCAUACUGUGGAGGAAGUGAUCAAAUUCAUCACCAUGGUGAUCUUCACAGUGACAGCUCAGCAUGCUGCCGUCAAUAAUGGACAGUUUGACUACAACUCCUGGGUGCCCAAUGGCUCACUCCUGCUGCACCAACCUCCUCCGACCACUAAGGGGGAGUCAAGCAUGGAGACAAUUUUGGAGACCCUCCCAAAUGUUGGAGAAAGUGUCAACUUUGCAGCAAUGACACAGAUGCUGUCAGAAAAAUACACUGAUGUUGUUCCCUUGGGUGCAUACCCCGAAGAACGAUUCGAUGAGCCUGCUCCUAAGCAGAUGAUCAAGGAUUUUCAAGAAGAGUUGUCCUGCCUCAGUGAAGAAAUUACAUCAAGGAACUCUGAGCUUAAAGUGCCCUACACAUAUCUGAACCCUACUGAGAUAGAGAACAGUAUAACUAUUUAA
Molecule: messenger RNA, 2010 nt
Organism: Seriola aureovittata
Lineage: Eukaryota; Metazoa; Chordata; Actinopteri; Carangiformes; Carangidae
Product: hydroperoxide isomerase ALOXE3-like
Exons: 14
Coding region: 1-2010 (669 amino acids)
Biological process (GO): lipid oxidation; linoleic acid metabolic process
Molecular function (GO): oxidoreductase activity, acting on single donors with incorporation of molecular oxygen, incorporation of two atoms of oxygen; iron ion binding; protein binding
Source: RefSeq, a predicted model, not a curated record